AUGAUGCGGGAUAGCAGCGGUGGGGAUUUCGCGGCGACGGUCAUCCCAAUUACCCGGAGCUUGAUAUUCUGGGAAUGCACGGAGGUCCGUAGGUGGCUGGAAGCGCUUCAGUUCGAUUCCCAGACGCUUUCGGCGGUGUUUGAGAAGCGAGUUAGCGGCGCAAACCUGAUCUCCAUGGUCAACAGCGACCGCCUGGGCGAGCUUGGCAUCACGAGGCUCACGAGGGCACAGCUCUUGUGGAACCUUAAGCGACGAAUCGACAAGGGUGACCAGAAGGCGGGUACAGCCGUCGACCCGACCGUGUUUCUGGGCGUGGAGGAGCGGCUGGAGGAGCUGGAGCAGGGGGGCGGUGGCGGUGGAGGAAACGCGAGCUACAGGCCUUACAGCGACAACCCCGACAGCGCCUCGCAGCAGCAAAUGGUGCGGGCAAUGCCCUCUCCGAAAAGGGUAGGGGGAGGCUUACCCGUGCAGUCGGAGGGGGCAGGAAGCGGCGAGGGGGAUUUACUGGACUUGAUGUCUAUGGACAUUGGUGGCGACGGCGGGGGCGCGGAGGGUUCAUCGCCAGAAAGAGCACCUGAGGACGGGUCUAGCGCCAAUGAAGGGGACACCUUCCUUGCCAUAGAGGCGGCGCCCCAGUCUGCCCCCGCACUGGCGGCGGCGGCGGCGGCGGGAACAGGAGGAGGAACUGCAACCCAAGCGAAGAAGAAGAAGAAGGCGAAGUCGGCGGGGAAGAAGACGUUCAACCUCAUCGAUUUCGACGAGGAGGGGGAGGAGGACGGGGGUGCGGGCGAGGAGGAGGGAGAGGGGGGUGACGCAGAGGAAGAGGAGGAGGAAGAGGUGGCAUACUCUGAGGGGGCAAUUGGGCCGGAGGCUACCGUGUUUGAGGUGGUCUUCCCGCCGGGACGCACGCCGAACAUUCUCUUGGAGGAGAGCCAGCCGGGCAAUAAGCUGACGGUGAAGUCUUUCCCGAAGAGGGCGGACGGCAGCAGGGGCACCGCGGAGGCUGACGGUAAGAUAGAGAAGGGAGACUUCUUGCUGGCGGUCAACAGCAUCCGACUGGAGGGCUUGGGCUUCAACGACGCCAUCAGGGUGCUCACAACGCAGCAGUGGUGGUGGUGAUCUUGCUGCUAUUGUUAUCGUUGGCGGCAACGGCGGUGAUGAUGUGGCGCUCUUGCUGCUUCUUCUGCACUUCUUUGCGGAGUUUUUCCACAAGUAGUUUUCUGCUCAGAAUUCCGCCGCCGCCGCCCCGUGAUACGAUCCACCCGCUCCGUCCAUCUUGCUUUCGGUCCUUCUGUAUCCCAUUGCAACUGCAACACCAACGGCCAACCAAUGCAAUGCAACGACGUUACCAGGGUUACCCGCUGUCGCUAAGGUUCCGCCGCGUGCCGAAGCACCUGAGGGGUCACAAUCUGGAGAUCUGGUCGGUGAACGCUCUCAGGACCGUUCUUUUGGAAGAGGGUGUUGAACUCACGGUGAGAGCCUUACCCUUACCCUUACCCUUACAAUACUGACUUUUUUGUUGUCUUGUGCUCUGUCUCUUAAUGUCUUGUUGCUACUUUUCUUCUGAGACCGAGAGCGUCAAACCGGGAUUGGGGUUGCAUUCAUUUGCCGUUACUUGUCGUGGUUAUUUAUUUCUUUGUUCGGGUUGACCUAACGACGAGCUCGUCAUUGCCCUGGCUCUGAAAGAAGAGGGGUCAAGACCAUUCGCUCUGUUUUGUUUUGUUUUUAUCUUCCUAACAUGACCCAACGAAUCCAUCUCUA
Molecule: messenger RNA, 1761 nt
Organism: Ectocarpus siliculosus
Lineage: Eukaryota; Phaeophyceae; Ectocarpales; Ectocarpaceae
Source: the annotation of a GenBank genome assembly